Molecule: messenger RNA, 1947 nt
Organism: Purpureocillium lilacinum
Lineage: Eukaryota; Fungi; Ascomycota; Sordariomycetes; Hypocreales; Ophiocordycipitaceae
Biological process (GO): DNA-templated transcription; regulation of DNA-templated transcription
Molecular function (GO): DNA binding; DNA-binding transcription factor activity, RNA polymerase II-specific; zinc ion binding
Source: RefSeq, a predicted model, not a curated record
AUGCGGCCUCCGUUGAACGCCAAAGCUCGGCGCGCAUCGAGCUCUGCUGGCCGGGACGGCGGCGCCGGAACGGUCCCGCGCCCGGGCCUCGCUGCAGUGUCCCCGGAGACUGGCUCGAGCGGACCCUCGCAGGCCUCGCUCGACGACGGCAUGCUGAAUCCGCUGAAAAGGAGGAUCAUAGACGCCGGCAUCGACUACCCCCGCCGCAGGGCCACCAUCGCGUGCGAGGUAUGUCGCUCGAGAAAGUCUCGCUGCGACGGUACCAAGCCCAAGUGCAGGCUCUGCACAGAGUUGGGUGCAGAAUGCGUCUACCGCGAGCCCGGCGUCAAGCUCGACGCUGGCGACAAGCUCAUUCUCGAGCAGCUCAACCGCAUCGAGAGCCUCCUGCAAAUGAGCAUGACCACCCCCCAAGGCAAUGGUAUCAACGCCAACCAGAGCUCCCCUCCAGUGUCCAAUGGCACAGGCCUCGACGGCGACAACGGCCUCCUCGCGAACCCGACCAACGUCAUCUCCGUCAUCCCGAACGGGGGAUUUGGCACCUGGACGAGUGGCCCGACGGGUACCAACAUAUCCACCAUGCCAAAAUGUCACACCAACGCCACCAUGCAUCUCCUGCAGUGGCCACUGAUACGCGACCUGGUAUCCCGGCCGUACGAUCCGCAGAUCCUACUUCAGCUCGAGAUGGCCCGAGAACCACUCCACUCUCUGACCAAGACGCCGUGUGUUGACCUUUCCAACACCCAGGCAUAUAUCGAGGCAUAUUUUGAGCGGGUAAACGUCUGGUACGCUUGUGUGAAUCCGUACUCAUGGAAAAGUCAGUAUCGCACGGCCCUUUCCAACGGCUUUCGAGAAGGCCCUGAGAGCUGUAUCGUACUGCUGGUACUAGCGCUCGGCCAAGCCAGCUUGCGGGGCAGCAUAUCACGUAUCGUGCCACACGAGGACCCUCCUGGCCUGCAGUACUUUACUGCCGCCUGGUCCCUUCUGCCAGGCAUGAUGACGACGAACAACGUUCUCGCAGCACAGUGCCACCUGCUCGCCGCAGCGUACCUCUUUUAUCUCGUCCGACCCCUCGAGGCAUGGAACUUGUUGUGCACCACGAGCACCAAGCUACAGCUGUUGCUCAUGGCGCCGAAUCGCAUACCCCCUCAGCAGCGGGAACUCGUGGAACGGAUAUACUGGAACGCACUCCUCUUCGAAAGCGAUCUUCUCGCCGAGUUGGAUCUUCCCCACUCGGGCGUGGUCCAAUUCGAGGAAAACGUCGGUCUUCCAGGCGGCUUCGAGGGCGACGAACAGACUCAGGUCGGCAGAGACGAGCUGUGGUACUUUUUGGCGGAGAUCGCGCUAAGACGGCUACUGAAUCGGGUCAGCCAGCUCAUAUACUCCAAAGACUCGAUGUCGUCAACGACGAGUUUGGAGCCUGUUGUCGCCGAACUUGACUACCAGCUCAACCAGUGGUAUGAAAGCUUACCAGGCCCACUACAGUUUCCGUUCGCCAGGACAGUGCUGCCGGAUCCUGUUCAAACAGUUCUUCGCUUGCGUUUCUUCGCCUGCCGGACCAUCAUUUACCGGCCGUACAUUCUGGCCGUCCUGGAAAACGAGCAGGCAGUUCUAGAUGCGGGAGUUCGCGACUGUUGUCACAAGUGUUUGGAAGCGUGCAUACGGCAAUUGGAGCAUAUUGUCGAACACCACGCCGGACACAUGCCAUAUAUCUGGCAAGGGGCCUUGUCGAUGGUGUCUCAAUCUCUCCUCAUAAUGGGGGCCACUAUGUCGCCGUCCCUGUUGAGUAUUCUCCUCACGCUAGUCUCGCACCGGGACGCGCUCGACGAACUCAUCAAUGGAGUCAUCGCCGAGGUCGAGCAUUACGCGGCGCUGGCGCCGAGUCUGAGCCUGGCAGCCGAGAUCAUCAAGGAGGCGGAGGUUAGAAGACGGGCGUAUUUGAACGCGUGA